CUGCCAUUUGACGUUGUCGCGGCAGAAGCGGGGAGAAAGGGCGAAUUAGCGAAGCAGUGGAGGAAAUAUUUACGAUUCCUGCUUUUUCCGGAUGAGUUUUGUCACUCUAUGCAAUUUUAGUUUUGAAUUAUAAGAAAAUACGCUUUACACAGCCAUGCGGCGAAAUAAGGCCGAAGUGGACGAAUAUAUUUAUUCAGUAGAGAGUUCCUCUCCUUCACUCAAAGAGGCCUAUAUGAUCUUCCCACAGAAACCAAUUAAAGGAUUUUUAUUUGCUAAAUUAUACUUCGAGGCUAAGGAGUAUGAACUUGCUAAAAGACAUGUAUCCGCAUAUCUGAAGGUGGCGGAAAGAGACCCCAAAGCACACAAGUUCCUGGGCAAACUUUAUGAGAGGGAAGGAGAUAUCAACAAGGCCAUAGGAUGUUACAAGCGGUCUGUGGACCUGAACCCAGCCCAGAGGGACCUGGUUUUGAAGGUGGCUGAGCUGCUGGUCAGUAAGACCGAGAGAGACAACAGAGCAGAGUUCUGGGUGGAGAAAGCUGCCAAGCUGCUGCCUGGACACCUUGCUGUCUUCAACCUCAAGGAGCACCUACUGAAUCAACAGGGCCAACAGGGAUGGAACCAGUUGUUUGACCUACUGCAGGCAGAGCUGGCUGUGAGGCCUGGCGAUGCCCAUAUCAACAUCAAGCUGGUUCAGUUGUUCUCCUCCGAUGGCAGGCUGGAGGAGGCUGUCAAACACUGUCUGGCCACAGAGAAGAGAGGCCUGCUUAGAUCUAGCUUGGACUGGUACUCUACUGUAGUACACACUCUACAGGAAUCCCUAGCCCAGCCCAGUGUUUCGUCCAAUGAGAAGAUGAGGCAACAUCGGCAGAGAGAGCUACUUUUGGCACACUGCAGCCUGCUGAGACUGACUCUGCAGGGGAAAGGACUGCAGCCUAGCAUCCAGGCCCUCUGGAGUUUUGACUGUGCGAUGCAGGGCCUGAAGAGGGCAGAGGGCAGUGUAACAGAUGAUCUGUCUGGGGUCUAUGUGGAGAUGAGGGGACAUCUGUACCUGCAUGCUGGCACUCUGCUGCUGAAGAUGGCUCAGGAGAGAGAACAGCAGUGGCGGGCUGUCAUUGAUCUGGCUGCUCUCUGCUAUCUGCUGGCCUACCAGGUCCCCAGGCCAAAGAGCAAGGUGUCUAAACGGGACCAGUCUCCUCCUCAGCCUCUGGAGCUGCUGGCUAGUGACAGAAAGAGCCAGGCUGGACACAUGCUGCUCAACCUCAAGCCCGAGACACACACCUUUGUCAGAGAAGUGGUGGAGGCGUUUGGGAACCGUAGUGGUCAGGGCGCUUUGUUUGAGUUUUUGUUUGGGCCUCUGGCUCCGGUCGGGACUUCCUUCAUUGGCAACGAUGACAUCCGCUCCAUCAACACACAGGCUCCAGAGAUAUCUGACCUUACCAAAUGGGAUAACGGCUCCAUCCAGCUCCAUGGUGGGGAUCUCCAGCAGCUGUGUUGGCUGGGCCUCCAAUGGUCUCUCUUGGCCCAGAGGCCUGCUCUGAGGGACUGGCUCAAACAGCUGUUCCCCAGGCUCAACCUGGAGACCUCCAAACUGGACACCAACACACCAGAGUCCAUCUGCCUGCUAGACCUGGAGGUGUUCCUGUGUGGGGUGGUGUGGUGCAGUCACACCCAGCUCCAGGAGAGGGCCAGGAUCACUUCUACUGAUCAACAUGAGCCCCGCUGCCUGCCCCUGCCACUCCUCCACCGCCUCUUCACAGACAGACAGAGGGACUGGUGGGACGCAGUCUACAGGCUCAUACACAAACGAGCAGCGCCUGGCAUGUCAGCCAAACUGAGGAUGACAGUUCAACAUGGACUAAGCACCUUGCGAGCCGGAGAGAAACAUGGCCUUCAACCAGCCCUGCCCAUACACUGGGCCCAGCACCUCAGCUCAGCGGGGUUUGGUGUGAACUCAUACUGCGACCACGAGUACAUAAGGCGGAGUGUCCACUACUGGAACGUGGUGCUCCCCCUGCUGGACAAGAUCAAGAGGAGACGUGGCAUCCCUGAACCCCUGGACCCCCUGUUCAUACACUUCCCCUCUAGAGACAUAGAGAUCCCAUCAGUGAAGGGCUUUGAGGAGGAGGCCAAGAUAGCAUUUGCGACCCUCCUGGACAUCGAGGGGAAGACAGAGGAGGCUAUCGCUACCCUGGAGACCAUUAACAACAUCUCGUCUAACUGGCACCUAGCUAGGAUCUUCCAGCGUCUGUCUGAGGAGGCCGGUAGCGGGGUGGAGGAGACACAGGACAGGUGCAUCAUGUUCCUCAGGAAGUUCAGAACUUACCUGUCCAAGAUCUACAACGCCAACGCUGACGACAUGGAUAAGCUGCCCGUUUCGAUGGAGGAGGUGAUGGAUCUCCUGAACGAUGUGAAACAGCAGCUGGAGGAGAGUGGAGAAGCGAUGGAUGAAGAGGACGACGGCGGACCGGUCCACUCCAGCCUAAAGUUUACUAAGCCUGCUGCUUCAGUCUCUUGUGUCAAAUUCGCCCCAUUAACCCCCUCCCCCAGCAAGAGCUUGGCCUCUCCCUCCAAAAGACACCUGGGGGGAAAAACUAUCCUCCAUUUCCAGAUUUCCCCAAAGACGCCACCUCAUUGGGCGGAGGACCAGAAGUCCCUCCUGCAGAUGCUCUGCCAGCAGGUGGAGAGCCUCAAGAAUGAGGUCCAUGACCUGAGGCAUCACUCGUCAGACAGCAUGGCGUCACCCCACCAAAGAAUGUAUGGAGAUGGGUACGGGGCUGAGAGCAUGCAGGAGGGCUACCCCCCAGCACAGACCUUCCAUGGAGCACCCCUCACUGUUGCCACCACACAGGCACCCUCUAUGUAUUACAAUCAAUCCCCCGCUUAUAAUGCCGGACAGUAUCUCCUUCGUACGGCAGCCAAUGUUACUCCAACAAAGGCUCCUGUGUAUGGAAUCAACCGCCUGCCACCCCAGCAGCACAUGUAUGCCUACCAGCAGCCCACAAACACACCUCCCCUACAGUCAACACCAGCCUGCAUCUACCCUCCUCAAGAUCAGGUCUUCGGCGCCCCUCUCCGCUUCGAGUCACCAGCAACCAGUCUACUCUCCCCAUACAGUGAGGAAUACUACGGACACUCUCAGCCCACCACAAACCCUCCCCUCCCAGAGCCUGGCUACUUCACCAAGCCCUCCAUUGUACCUGUCCAACCACCAAAGAGCAUCGAGGGGAAGCCUGUGGGCUUUGGGAAGAUCUCUUUUGGCCAGCCGAUCCCUGCUGAGCCUCCUAAGUUGCCUAGCUUUGGUGCUGGAAUAGUCGCCCAGUCCACUCCAUCAUCCGCUGCCUUUAAAUUCAACUCCAACUUUAAAUCCAAUGACGGGGACUUCACCUUCAAGUCCAAAAACAAUGAGAGCCUGUUAGGUCUUCUGACGUCAGACAUUCCCACCAAAUCUGAGGGUCCCUCAGAGGGGAAGCCACAAGAGCCUCCUAGUCAGGGAGGGAUUUUUACCUUUGGCCCUAAAAGUGCGUCUGAGUUCUCCUUUGCUGACACAAUCCAGAUCCAGGACAAACCAAACCUGUUUGGAAAAUUUGACCAGCCAUUUAGUUUCACUGAUGUAACCACGCCGGUAUUUGGGCUGGCAAACACAGCAGAGGAGGAGAAGGGAGCCGAGAGCAAUAACGACAGCACUCAUGUGGAGGAGGACGAGGAUGGGCCUCACUUUGAGCCUAUUGUGCCCCUCCCUGACAAAGUAGACGUGAAGACUGGAGAGGAGGAAGAGGAGGAGAUGUUCUGUAACAGGGCCAAGCUGUUCAGAUUUGAUGCGGAGACAAAAGAGUGGAAAGAGAGAGGUAUCGGCUUAGUCAAAAUCCUAAAGCACAAUACAUCAGGGAAAGUGCGUCUGCUGAUGAGGAGGGAGCAGGUUCUGAAGAUCUGCGCUAACCACUACAUCACGCCAGACAUGCUCCUGAAACCAAAUGCUGGAUCUGACAAGUCCUGGGUCUGGAAUGCUGUUGAUUAUGCAGAUGAGGAACCAAGGCCUGAGCAACUGGCAAUCCGGUACAAAACGGAAGACGAGGCAUUGCUCUUCAAGACAAAGUUUGAAGAGGCUCAGAAGAUCGUUCCCAAAUCUCCAAAAAUGCAGCAAGAUCAGUCAUAUAGGAAAAAUAAUUUUCCUAAACUCUCUGCUCCAUUGGCGACAAACUUUGCUGCCCAAUUUGCAAAGAAGUACGGGGAGUGGGACUGCGAUGUGUGCUGUGUAAGAAAUGCAGCUAAAGUUAUGCAGUGUGUUGCCUGCCAGACUGCCAACCCUAAUGCCCCAUCAAAGCUGGACAGCGCACCGGCUACUGACAUCAAAGGCUUUACUAGUGGGGCAGCUUCAGUGGGAGGAUUUACCUUUGGAUUUGGAGCUGACUCGUCAAAAGACACCAGCAGCGCAGGAUCUAUUGGAAAAGGAUUUGGGUCUUUUGGAGCUCAGAUACCCUCCUCCUUUACGUUUGGAACCAGUGGCACCACUUAUAUACCUGCUGCUGGUUUUGGUGCCCAGUUUGGAAAGAGGCAAGAAACCACAAAAGUUGCAGCAGAAUCAAAGCCCUCAACCAUGCCAUUUGGCUCUGGAUUUGGUGUGCAGUUCGGCAUAAAUCCAGGGCAGUGGGACUGCGAUACAUGCACUUUAAGAAAUGAGGCAUUUGCAAACAGAUGUCUCUCUUGUCAAACUCCUAACCCUUCAGGAAAACCUGCUGCUGGUGCCCCGGCUUUGGCAACCCUCUCAAUUGGGUCUGGAUUUGGUGCACAGUUUGGCAAAAAACCAGGGCAGUGGGAGUGUGACACGUGUCUUGUUAGAAAUGAGGAGUCUGCUAGCAGUUGUGUUUCUUGUCAAACUCCAAACUCUGUAGCCAAAACAGAUGUAGAUGGAGCAGCAGAAUCAAAGCCCUCAACCAUGCCAUUUGGUGCCCCGGCUUUGGCAACCCUCUCAACUGGGUCUGAAUUUGGUGCCCAAUUCAGCAAAAAGCUAGGGCAAUGGGACUGUGAUACAUGCGUUGUAAGAAAUGAGGCUUCUUCAAGCAGUUGUGUUUCUUGUCAAACUCCUAACCCUUCAGCAAAAUCAACAGUAGAGGUAGCACCAACAACAGAGCCAACAGUGUCAGACUUUGGUGCUGCUUUUUCAAGGAAGGAUGGACAAUGGGACUGUGACACCUGUCUAGUGAGGAAUGAUGCAUCUGCCUCUAAGUGUGUUUCCUGCCAGACACCCAACCCCAAUGCUAGCAGCUCCUCUCUUAGGGCCAUGUUUGCCAGGCAGGAGGGACAGUGGGACUGUGACACAUGUCUAGUCAGAAACAACGACUCUGCUAGUCAAUGUGUCUCCUGUCAGAUGCCCAAUCCCAAUUUUAAGAGCAUAGCCACAGCCGCCACAGCCGCCACUUCCAGCUCAUCCUUCAGCUUUAACUUCGGGAGUCGGACUGCCUCUACUCAACCCACAGGCACUGGGUUUAAAGCGAACUUCAAGGGUGACAGCUCUUUGCAGUUUGGCACAGGCAAAGUUGAUAAAAGUUCCCCUGCAUCCUUCAAGUUUGAGACCCCUCCUCAGGCUGAAAGCAGUACCCCCAGUGCUGCAGGCUUCUCUUUCACCAUGCCCAUCCCAGCAGGUGGCUUUAAGUUUGGCACUCAGGAAACUGCAAAGGAAACCCUACCAGCUGAAACUCAGACCCCUGCUUCAGGAUCUGCGUCAAUGUUCCUGAAGAAUAUCGCAGAGCAGCACAGAGAGAAGGAAUCUGGUGUCAGUGUAUAUGCAUCAGUGCUGUCAGUGGACAAGACGGGUCAGGAUGAAAAUCCCCUCUUCAUUGGCAAACCCAACGACUUCAGUUUUGCAGACUUGGCUAAAAACUCACAAGGAGACUUCCAGUUUGGUCAGACUGACUCCAAUUUCAAAGGCUUCACCCGCGCUGGUGAGCAGUUGUUCACAUCCCUUCAGUCAAACCAGAGGGCAGACACCUCAGCUGACCAGGAUGAAGAGGGCAUAUACAAGACAGAGGAUAUUGACGAUAUCCAGUUUGAGCCUGUGGUCCAGAUGCCAGAGAAAGUGGACCUGGUCACAGGAGAAGAGGACGAACAGGCCCUCUACUCCCAGAGAGUGAAGCUCUUCAGGUUUGAUGGAGACAUCAGCCAGUGGAAGGAGAGGGGCGUUGGGGUCCUCAAGUUCCUGAAGAACGCCACCAAUGGCAGGCUCAGAGUGCUGAUGAGGAGAGAGCAGGUCCUGAAGGUGUGUGCCAACCACUGGAUCACCACCACCAUGAACCUGAAGCCCUUGGCUGGCUCCGACAAGGCCUGGAUGUGGCUGGCUAAUGACUUCUCUGAUGGAGAUGCCAGACUGGAGCAACUCGCUGCCAAGUUUAAAACCCCUGAGCUGGCUGAGGAGUUCAAGCUGAAGUUUGAGGAGUGUCAGAGGCUCCUGUUAGACAUCCCACUGCAGACUCCUCACAAGCUUGUUGACACAGGCAGAACUGCACAUCUCAUCCAGAAGGCAGAGGAGAUGAAGUCCGGCCUGAAAGAUCUUAAAUCUUUCCUGACCGAUGACAAAACCAAGAUCAAGGAGGACGACAGCCAUGCUAACAUCACGACAGCCAGUAACACCUCUGGUCUGAAUAUCAAGCCCCACGCAGAGAACACUGGCCCUACCUUAGAAUGGGACAACUAUGACCUGAGAGAGGAGGCUCUGGACAACAGUGCUGACACCUCUGUCUACGCCUUACCCCUGGAAAGCAGCCCAAUCAGGAAGAACCUCUUCUGCUUUGGAGAAUCCACAGAGGGCUUCAACUUCAGCUUCCAGCCUGUCGUCAGUCCCGCCAAGUCGCUGGCCAAGAUGAACCAGAGCGGGGUGUCUGCGGACGAGGAGCAGGACAUUAGCCAGGAGGAGGAGCGGGACGGCCUGUACUUUGAGCCUGUGGUUCCCCUGCCAGACCUGGUGGAGAUCUCCACUGGAGAGGAGAAUGAAAAUGUGUGUUUCAGCCACAGGGCAAAGCUGUAUCGCUAUGACAAAGACCUGAACCAGUGGAAGGAGAGAGGCAUCGGAGACCUCAAGAUACUGCAGAACUGCGAUACCAAACGAGUAAGACUCAUCAUGAGGAGAGACCAAGUCCUGAAAAUCUGCGCCAACCAUUGGGUCACAUCUUCUAUGAAGUUGGAGCCCAUGAAGGGUGCUGAGAAGGCCUGGGUCUGGAGCGCUAUUGACUUUGCCGAGGUAACUAAGGGAAAUGUUGAGCAGUUAGCUGUGAGAUUCAAACUGAAGGAUGUGGCUAACUCCUUCAGAGAUAUAUUUGACCAGGCUAAAACUGCCCAAGAGAAUGAGAUUCUGGUCACUCCAAUCGCCUCCAGUGAGACCUUUACUCAGGAGGAAGCAAUAGCGACGGGGACAACCGUGUGUGGACGAGCUGCUGUGGCCAUCCUGGAGGAGACCACCACAGAACGGACGGAGCUGUAUCAUGAGACUUUACACACCCCUGACUGUAAGUCCUCCACCGGUACUCCACAUAGCCCUCUCAACCUCUCCAGGAUGGUGAUGUCCCCACCCAAGUUCCUCUUUGGAACAGACUCUCUCCAAAAGUUUUUCGGCAGCAGCCCACCGUCAUCCAAGGAGGAUAGUUCUCCAGAGAGCUCCAAGGUUAAAGACAGCGGUCGGACCUCCCAGCCUUUAACUGCAUUCAAAAUCUCAGAAAAGGGAUUGGACUUUAGGCUUUUCAAAGAUAACCCAAAGACUUUUUGGACCAGCACCUCAUCCACCCAAUUUGAGCCCCCAGCACCCUCCCAUGCGGAGGCCGACAGUGAGGUGGAAGUGGUGUAUGUGAGGCAGCCAACAGUUGAGCAGGCUUUUCUGGCUAGGGAACUCCUGCUGCCUCUCACCUUCUUCUGCUACCAGAACGAACCAGGAUAUACCAGCGACGACCAGACUGAUGAUGAGGACUUUGAGACAGCAGUUAAAGCCCUGAAUGGAAAACUGUACCGGGAUCCUCCUGAGAGAGAGGCUGCAAGUGCAGGUUCUGCAGGCCAGGCCGAGGCAGGUGUUGAAGGUCUGGACCCAGAGGUUGAGGUUUUAUGGGAGAAGAGGCCAACUCCAGAGGAGGAACAGAAAGCCAGGAACCUGCAGCUGCCUUCAACCUUCUUCUGUGGUGUAGGCAGCGACAGCGAGGCAGAGAAGGACAAGCCAGAGGACUUUGAGACAGAGUUCCGCAAAGCACAGGAGGCUCUGGAUGCUGAGAGAAGCUCAGACCCUGUUUCAUCUGAGGAUGUGUCCUCCAGCACCUGCGAUACAGUGCCAGAACAACAGGUCCCAGACCAGUACCCCAGCAGCCAGGAACAGGCUUCAGAUCAGUCUGGGGCAGAAGUCCAGUCCACUACAGCAGAAGAACAGGUCUCUGAUCAGUCCUUAACCAUACAAGAGGCUGAAAUCCCAACCCCAGGUAGCCAGGAACAAGCCACAGAACAGUCGGUUACCAUCCAGGAGGCAGAAGUCCAGUCUUCUACAGCAGAGGAACAUGUCCCAGAUCAGUCCUUAACCAUACAGGAGGCUGAAAUCCCAACCCCAGGUAGCCAGGAACAGGCCACAGAUCAGCCAGUUACCAUCCAAGAGGCAGAAGUCCAGUCCUCUACAGCAGAAGAACAUGUCCCAGAUCAGUCCUUAACCAUUCAGGAGGCUGACAUCCCAACCCCAGGUAGCCAGGAACAGGCCACAGAACAGUCAGUUUCCAUCCAGGAUGCAGACAUCCAGUCCUCUACAGCAGAAGAACAGGUCUCAGUUCAGUCAUUAACCAUUCAGGAGGCAGAGGUCCAGUCCUCUACAAAGGAGCAGCAGACUCCAGAUCAGUCAGACUCCACUUCAACACCAUCGCAGACUGCCGUCUCCCGCAGCAGGGAGCAGGCUACAACUCCAAACCCUUCAGAAAAACCUGCUGCUAGUGCCCCAGCUUUGGUAACCCCCUCAUUUGGUUUUGGAUUUGGUGCACAGUUUGGCAAAAAACCAGGGCAGUGGGAGUGUGACAUGUGUCUUGUUAGAAAUGAGGAGUCUGCAAGCAGUUGUGUUUCUUGUCAAACUCUAAACCCUGCUGCCAGCAGCGGGGAACAGGCUCCAGAUCAGUCAGAAUCUACUCCUGCAGCUACCAGCAGCAGCCCUAUAGACCUGUCUGCCAAGAAGACCUCUGAGCCUGACUCCAAUACUACAUUUACUACAACCACUACUCAGGAUGCUCCUAACUCAUUUGGCUCAUUGGGCUUCAGUGCUCUAGGAGGGGAAGGAUUCUCCUUUGCUGAUCUGGCACAGAACACUGGGGGGGAAUUUGCCUUUGGAAAACAAGAUUCCAACUUCUCGUGGGCGAACGCCGGGGCUACUUUGUUUGGAGCUGCAGACCCAGCCAAAGCUGACGGAGGGGAGGAGGAGUGUGAUGAAGGGGACACUAAUAAUGUGGGCAUUGACUUUGAACCCAUAGUCUCUCUACCAGAGGUGGAGACUAAGUCAGGGGAGGAGGAUGAGGAGAUCCUGUUUAAGGAGCGUACCAAGCUGUACCGCUGGGAGAGAGACCUGGGCCAGUGGAAGGAGAGGGGUGUGGGAGACAUCAAGAUCCUCUUCCACCCCGAUAAGAGGUUCUACCGGGUGCUGAUGAGGAGGGAGCAGGUGCUGAAGGUCUGUGCCAAUCACACCAUCUGUCAGAGCAUGGAGCUCAAACCCAUGAACACCUCUAACCAAGCCCUAGUCUGGACAGCUACUGACUUUUCAGAGGGUGAGGGUAAGGUGGAACAGUUGGCAGCCAAGUUUAAGACCGCGGAGCUGGCCGAGAGUUUCAGGAAGAUCUUCUGUGAGUGUCAGAGUCGAAUGAGCCAAUCAGAGGCCUCCACCCUCUCCUCCCCCCAGCUGUCCAGGGUACAGGAACAUUCCAGAGACACCAAUCCCCAGGUGUACCUCUCUAUCUCCGCUGACGACGAGCCCCUGGGAACGGUCACCAUAGAACUGUUCUCUCACAUCGUCCCCAAGACAGCUGAGAACUUCAGAGCUCUGUGUACAGGACAGAAAGGCUUCGGGCUGCGCAACACUGUCUUCCACAGGGUCGUACCCGACUUCAUGUGUCAGGGUGGAGACAUCACCAACCAGGAUGGGACAGGAGGGAAAUCCAUCUACGGUCACAAGUUUGAGGAUGAGAAUUUUGACGUGCGCCACACAGGCCCGGGGCUGCUGUCCAUGGCCAACCACGGCCGAGACACCAACAACUCCCAGUUCUUCAUCACUUUGAAGAAGGCUGAGCACUUGGACUUCAAACAUGUGGCCUUUGGCUUCGUCAGAGACGGCAUGGAUGUGGUUCGCAGCAUGGGAAAGCUGGGCACCAAGACUGGCCAACCCAGCAAGAAGAUUGUCAUCACCGAAUGUGGACAACUGUAGAGCUUCGUUCUGUUCACUGACUGUUGACAUCUCAACUGUAGAGCUGAGAUCUGGUCACUGACUGUUGACAUCUCAACUGUAGGGCUGAGAUCUGGUCACUGACUGGACGUCUAUCGGCCUUCGCUCUGGCCAUGGACUGGACAGUGAUAGGCUUUCAAACUGUGGAGUGGACAACUAUAGUAGGAAAAUCUCAAAUGAGACCCUAUACCUCAUGUAAUGUGAAACAUGUUUAGUUUUUUUGCAGAGCCCAUGUGGAGUGCACUAAGGGUUCUGGUAGUGUACUACAGGGGAAAUAGGGUGUCAUUUGAGACAGAGAUGGUCUCCUUUUCAUAAGUGUUGCCCCACCCUGAGGGCAGCAUGUGACUGUGUGAAUCUCCAGACUUUAUUUUUGUGUAUACAUUCAAUUCUUUUUUGGGUGGGGGGGUUCUUUUCAUGUGUUCUAUUAAAAGUUGAAAACACUGGUUCCUUCAUAAGCUCCCUAACUGGAUUGUUUUGCAUAAUUAAGCCUUCAUUGAGAUUAACAAGAAACCUUGUUUAAGAACCAACCUCUGUUCAUUUGAACGAUUUUCCUCUCUCCUGCUCCCUGUGAAUACUUUUAGGUGUGGUGGUGUGUUUUUGUGUAUACAUUUAUUUCAUAAUGUACAAAUCAUUGAGACGAACCUUGUUCAUCUUAAACUCGGAAAGUAGGAAUAUGAUGAACUAUAACCUGCUGUGUGACACUUUGGGAGAGGUAUGACAUAACUUUUGGUUGUGUAAGAACCUUCUAUGGUAUUCUGUUGACAAAUAUCACUUGGAAUUGAAACCAUUCUUAUUGUCAAUAUAUAAAUGAUGCUGGAGAAUGUCUUUAGAAAUAAAGUUGCUUUAUACUGAUAA
Messenger RNA from Oncorhynchus mykiss (rainbow trout), 11287 nucleotides. NCBI's taxonomy places the organism in Eukaryota, Metazoa, Chordata, Actinopteri, Salmoniformes, Salmonidae. The record is from RefSeq and is a predicted model, not a curated record.